AUGGAGGAAGUAAUCACCUUGAAAGACGGUUUGGAAAGGCUUACUGCUAUGAUGGACACUUUGGUGGCUGCUCAGAAUCAGACAUCGAACAAUUCUCAAGAUCCAUUGCAACGAACAACAAUAUCUGAAAAUGUCUCGACGCCCAUUCCAAUGGCGGCCGUCAACGAUCAACAAUAUCACAUGCCACCUGGUUUCCCUUGGGGCAUGUCUCACGGUUAUAUGCCAACAGGAUACCGCCCUCAAAAUGUUGAAGCUCCAGUAGUGACUGUUGUGAUGUUUGUACCUCCUCCUGUGGUGCAUACAACUCCUUAUAAUGAAGAAAACAUUUUUCACGUUGCUCCAAGCGAAGUUGUGGGAGUAGAUGAAAGGUUAGAGGGAUUUCAAGAUCAGUUCUUAGAAAUGCAAAGGGAAAUCAACGCUCUUCGAGAAUUAGAUGUUAGUUUCGUUUCAUAUGGAAGACAAAGAAGAAAGUAUCAACAUGUUGCAGCCGUUUCACCAAUCAUUAGUCCAUCAAUGGUAGCGUCAAUUUAUCAGCCACAGUUCUCGCAUCAACAUCAACAGCAUUAUCCUCAACAGCAUCAGCAACAACCAUCAAAGCAACAACAUCAACAGCCUCCACAACAGGCUCGCUCUCAAUUCAACAAUCAAAAUCGUAUUCAAAAAAGGCCACAAUUUGAUCCUAUCCCAAUGUCCUAUGCAGAAUUAUUUCCUGCACUGCUAGCUAAAAAUCAUGUCCAGAGAAGGUCUCCACCACCUGUGCCAAAGGACCUUCCCUAUUGGUACAAGGCAGAUCAAUUUUGUGCUUACCAUCAAGGGGCACCAGGACAUAGCAUUGAAAACUUUUUCGGUCUAAAGUCAGAUGUUCAGAGGCUCAUCAAGAGUGGUAUCCUUUCAUUUAAGGAUGUAAAUCCCAAUGUUAAAGUUAAUCCUCUACCGCAACAUGGUUCAGCCUCAGUUAACAUGGUAUAUGGUUGUCCGGGCAGUUUCCAGAUAUAUGAUGUACGGUUGUUGGGUGAGAACUUAGUAAAGAAACAAGCUACAUGUAGCAAGAAUGGUUUUGUGCCUCCACAUAAUUACGCCUCUUGCAGGGUUUGUUCUAGGAACUCUCAAGGAUGCCUAACUGUUGUAAUGGAUCUCCAGGAUCAAAUGGACCAAGGUUACAUUGAAGCCUACCGAGAUAGAGAUUAUAAUCAAGUCAAUAUGGUCAAUAGUGAAAAUGGAGUGAAUGUCAUAGUUCCUCAGUUCAACGACUCUAAGCCUAUACAGAUUACUUAUGACAGUCGGAAGACUUCUAUGACUCCUCUGGUUAUUAACUUAUCGGGCCCAGUUCCCUACCAAUCUGAUAAAGUUGUUCCUUACAAGUACAAUGCUACAAUGACUGAGAAUGGAAAGGAUGUUCCUCUACCCUCCAUUGUUAACGUCGCUGAUGUAAGCAGAGUCACAAGGAGUGGACGUAUAUUUGCAAAAAGGACCAAGGAUGUCACAGUAGGAAAGCAGGCUCAUGUUGAGGUCCCUUUUGAACCGGUUGGCCAAUCUGAUAACAUGAAUCCGAAAAGUGAUGAUGAUGAGGUGUUGAAGCUCAUCAGGAAAAGUGAAUACAAUAUGGUGGAACAAUUACUACAUACACCUUCCAAGAUAUAUGUGUUAUCUUUGUUAAUGAACUCUGAGGCUCACCGUGAAGCUUUACAGAAACUCUUAGAACAAGCCUAUGUAGACCAUGAUGUGACGGUUGGACAGUUUGAUGGUAUCGUCGCUAACAUCACGGCCUGUAACAACUUGAGUUUCAAUAAUGAAGAGCUCCCCGAAGAAGGAAGAAAUCAUAACAUGGCACUAAAUAUCUCAAUCAACAGUAUGAAUGACUCUCUGUCAAGUGUGUUAGUGGAUACAGGCUCGUCUCUCAAUGUCAUGCCGAAGUCGACACUUUCCAGACUUUCUUUUCAAGUUGCUCCUAUGAGGAGUAGCGGGAUUAUUGUCAAAGCUUUUGAUGGUUCCAGAAAAACAGUCAUUGGGGAAGUUAACCUUCCUAUGACCAUCGGAUCUCAUACUUUCCAGAUAACAUUCCAGAACGGGAAGCUAGUGACAGUCUGUGGGGAGAAAACAUUGGUUGUGAGUCACUUAUCAUCUUUCUCUUAUCUUGAACCUGAAGAAGCUGUUGGAACUCAAUUCCAAGCCCUUUCUUUGAUUGACAAAGAUGUCAAGAGAGGAGUAUCCAUCUCUUCAUUCAAGGAUGCACAACGGCUAGUAAAUAAUGGUAUAAUCGAUGGUUGGGGAACAAUUUUGGAUCUCCCAGAAAACAAACACCGAGAGGGUUUAGGCUUUUCUCCUACUUCCAAGAAGAUUGCAGAAGGAAGUAGAUAUGUUCGUUCAAUCAAAGAAACUUUCCAUGGUGGAGGGUUCAUCAAUCCCACUUUGCCAAAAGUUAGUGUCAUCACUGAGGAUAAUGAUUCAACAUGGGAACCCUACUGUGACGAUCCUGAAUAUGAUCUUGAGGCGGAAGAUGCAUAUGUGCCUUUCUACUUUCCUCAUCAUAAAGAACUUAAAUACAUCCCGGGGUCAGAAGACGAAGCAGCUGAAGCCAAUGCCACUGUGGAAGAUAAUCCUAAAGAUGUUACGGCCGACUUCGUAUCUCACGGAGUAAUUCGCCAAAACUAG
Molecule: messenger RNA, 2652 nt
Organism: Lathyrus oleraceus (garden pea)
Lineage: Eukaryota; Viridiplantae; Streptophyta; Magnoliopsida; Fabales; Fabaceae
Exons: 3
Coding region: 1-2652 (883 amino acids)
Biological process (GO): proteolysis
Molecular function (GO): aspartic-type endopeptidase activity
Source: RefSeq, a predicted model, not a curated record